Messenger RNA from Striga hermonthica, 1293 nucleotides. The record is from the annotation of a GenBank genome assembly. NCBI's taxonomy places the organism in Eukaryota, Viridiplantae, Streptophyta, Magnoliopsida, Lamiales, Orobanchaceae.
AUGCUUUCUAAUUAUUUCUUAUCCUAUUUGUGGGACCUCUUCGCCAGGCUCCAGAUCGGAGGUCUGGAGUUCAAGCGCAAGGCCCUGGAGUCUCUAAUUCAGCUCCUGUCUGAGGACGACAAGUCCGCCGCCGCCGUCGCCAGGGAAGGGAGCGUCGGCUGCCUGAUAUCCCUGCUCGAUCCCAAUUCCCACGAUUCCGUCAGGGAAUCGGCGGUCCACGCGGUCUCCCUGCUGGCCGGCGGCGGCGAUUUUCCCCGUAAGUGCGUGUUCGAGGAGGGGGCUUUGUGUCCUCUAUUGAAAACAAUCGAGUGCUGCUCAUCCACGGCAAAGGAAAAGGCAGCCAUGGCCGUCGAGGCCAUCACUGCCGACCCGAACAACGUGUGGGCAAUUUCCGCGUAUGGCGGUGUCCCCAUUUUAGUCGAAUUGUGUAAAUCCGGCACCGUCACAGCUCAAUCUCACGCAAUUGGAGCAAUUAGAAAUGUUUCGAUUGUCGAGGAUAUUCGAGCUGCAUUAGCAGAAGAAGGGGUUAUCCCUGUCUUGAUGCAGCUGCUCAUCUCCGGAAAUGCAUCGGCUCAGGGAAAAGCGGCGAAUUGCAUAUCCAUUCUUGCCUCGACCGGUGAGCAUUUUCGUAAUCUGUUGCUACAAGAAAAUGGUUUGAACAGGUUACUCAAUUUGUUUCACGAAUGCCCGACUGCGGAUACCUCAGAACAUGUAUUACGUGCGAUUUAUUCGUUAUCUGCUUCAGAUAACGGGCAUAAAAUCCUAUCCGGAUCGACCCAAUUCAUAGUACAAAUCGGCGAAAUCAUAAAAUACGGGAAUGCGAAACUACUGCACGUAUCUGCUUCUUUGCUUGCUAAAUUAUCCAUUAGUAAUGGCAGUAAGAUCUUAAUCGCCGGUUGUAUGAGUUCUCUGGUGAAGUUGAUGGAGUCGGUAAAGCCUGAGGGAAUACAGGAGAUUGGGGCUAAGGCAUUGAUAUCGUUGUUAUCGGUAAAAUCAAAUAGAAAAGAGCUGGUUAAGGAUGAGAAGAGCCUGACGAGGCUGGUGCAAAUGCUGGAUCCCAAGAAUGAUGUAGUCCCAAAGAAGUUUCCGGUGGCGGUGGUGGCAAUCCUGGCCGGAGGUAGCAAGGGUUGCCGGAAAAGGCUUUUGGCGAGUGGCGUUUGUGGGCACUUGCAGGGAUUGGCGGAGAUGGAUGUUGCCGGAGCUAAGAAUGCUUUGCAUAAGCUAUCAGGAAGUAGGCUGACGAGUGUAUUUUCGAGGAAAUGGCGAGAAAAAUCGGCGACGUCCACCAGCUGA